Molecule: messenger RNA, 861 nt
Organism: Fusarium venenatum
Lineage: Eukaryota; Fungi; Ascomycota; Sordariomycetes; Hypocreales; Nectriaceae
Product: KptA family-domain-containing protein
Biological process (GO): tRNA splicing, via endonucleolytic cleavage and ligation
Molecular function (GO): tRNA 2'-phosphotransferase activity
Source: RefSeq, a predicted model, not a curated record
AUGGCUGAUGAUGCAGCAAGAGAAGAUGCGCUUCUUGAUGUGGAGGACAAGGUGCAAGACAAACAUUCAAAGCCAAGAGGCGGCAAGGGACGCGGAAAAGGCGGAGGGGGCGGUGGUCAGGGUCGAGAGGUGCAGGUGUCAAAGGCCUUGUCCAGGCUCUUGAGACACCAAGCGGCUAACGCUGGGAUUCAACUCGACGACGAGGGUUUUGCGCGCCUAGAUGCUGUGCUUGCAUGGAACCCAUUGCGAUCUCUCAAGGUCACACUUGAUGACAUUCAAACGGCAGUCUCUACAGAUGGCAAGCAGCGCUUCACUUUAAAGCCAAACCCAGCUACAAACCCAUCCUUGGACACAAAGUCCACUUCUCCAGUCGACUACCUGAUCCGUGCCAACCAGGGCCAUUCAAUCAAGCUUGAGUCAGCCAAUCUUCUUACACCCAUCACUGUCGAGGCUGGCAACGUGCCUAACCGUGUUCUUCACGGAUCGUUUUUCUACUUCUGGUCAGCCAUCGUGGAAACGGGUGGUCUGAAGCCCAUGAACCGCAACCACGUGCAUUGCUCAGCAGGUACACCCGAGGAAGGCAUCGUGAGCGGUAUGCGCAGGGAUGCCGAGUUGAUCAUCGAGAUUGACAUGGAAGAGAGUUUGAAGGAUGGCAUCCAGUGGUGGUUGAGUGAUAACGGGGUCUUGUUGACCGAGGGUGAUGAGACGGGCAUCCUGAGCACCAAGUACUUCAAGUUGGUUACAGGACGCAAUAUUGAUGUUGGUGUGCUUUGGCAGGAUGGGCAGUGGGUGUCUGAUCUGCCUAGUGGCAUAAAGAUAAGUCCUCCCUUCGGCAAGCGAGGAGGAAGGGGAGGUAAAUGA